AUGAAUGAUGUAUCGCCGACCAGAGACAGUUCGACCUACAGCGUCCACAUAGGGGCGUGGACGAAUUGGUCCCACGGACCAAUCCUUGGAGCGACGCUGACGCUAGAUCGUCAGAGCGGAGGUCUUCUCAUCGCGGCCUUGGCCUUGUUCAUCGUCUGGGUCGGGACCAGCUUUUGGAGAAUAUGCUGCUUCACCUUCCACCAGGUCUACUCGAGCGAUACCGCCAAGGAUGGCCUUUACCAUCAGCGACAGGCAAUUCUUCGCAAUUCAGGGAGCGCCUGUCGUGGACUCACCAACCUACUCCAGGCGGGAUGGGCAUGGCGUCGGAACCCCAAACUGUCCGUCCGCCACACGUUGCCUAUGAUCAUCUGCGCUGCGCUUUGCGCAUGUGCUUUCGUCUUUGCCAGCAUUUUCUCCUCGAUGAUAGCGACUUCGUUUGGGGAUGAAGUGCUGAUCUCGAGCCCGGAUUGUGGGUACACAAAUGCCCAGUUGGAUAACCCGAACACGUUGGCCUCGCAAACAUUCGAGCCGUACUUGCGACAGAAUGCGCUCUCAUACGCCCAAUAUGCGCAGCAGUGUUACAACACGAAUGCCUCUACAGUGGUCGACUGCUCGCAAUUUGUCAGGAAAAAUUUGCUCGGCACGUCUAAAACGGAUGCAACCUGCGCGUUUGGCGGUCAGAUUUGCCAAGAUGACUCGUCGAAUCUGGACCUUGAUACCGGCCUUCUUGAUAGCAACGAGGAUUUUGGACUUAAUGCGCCGCCUGAGGAGACAUUCCAAUAUCGCCGAAGAAUUCAAUGCGCACCUCUGAAGACGGAAGGAUACCAGAAACAAGUCAGAAUGCUGAGUAACAGAAAAUACAUGAGGUACUACUAUGGCAAGAGGACGUCAGGACCUGCUCGGGACGACAACUACACUUACGAGUACUAUAAUGAUGCUCUGAAGGUUCUGCUCGAGACAAACAUGACAAGUGAUCAUCCGGACUAUAGUCUGAGCGGCUUCUACUCCUUCUCAGUCAACAGCUCCAUUUCCACAUCGGCAUCCAACUUCGAGCCCAUCCCCCCUCUCAACAUCCCCAACGCCGACGUCUCCCUCUUCUUCCUGUCGGGCAACCAAGUCAUCUACACGGCGCCCACGAACGACAGCUGGUACCGCGGCAACCGGCUGGUGUCGGAAGCAGCGGCCAUCCUGCCGCCCAACCCGGGCGUGCAGGGCCCGUACUUCUCGAGCGAAGCGGCGUCGCCCCUCGCCUGCGCGGUGCAGGAGCAGUACUGCAGCGCCAGCCUCCCCAGUACCGCCGACCAGCGCUGCUCGCCCCUCGCGUCGUCGGCCGACGCGCUCGCCAACAUCACGGCCAUGCUGCAGGAUGAUGAGGUGGCGCUGCAGCGGUUCAAGUGGCUGGCGGCGGCCACGACGGGCCGCGCGCUCGACCUGCCGACGGCCGUGGGGAGGCUGGGCGUGCAGCUGCUGACGGCGCGGGAUCGCCUGCAGGGGGGUGUGCAGGGCGGGUUGCUGCCGGACGAUCAGUGGCAGAAGGACGUGAUGCACUGGCACGCGACGACGAUGGCGCAGCUGCAGGGCCUGUUCGUCGAGACGGCGACGGGCCCGCCGGGGGACGGCGUCCUCUUGCCGUGGCUGAAAAUCCUCAGCCCAGCCCACACCUCCUUCGCCCUCUUCCCCCUCAUCCUCAUCCUCGCCCUGGGCGCCCUCAUCAUCCUGACGUCCUGGAUCCUGCCACCGCUCCUCAUCUUCAUCGCCCGCCGCCGCCUGCUGAGCACCACCUACCACCCCCACCACCGUCCCUCCACCUCCUCCUCUUCCUCUUCUUCUAACUCAUCCUCCUCCUCUUCCCCCGAAUCCCCACCCCCAACCGACACCACCAUCACCCCCAUCACCACCACCACCGUCAUCGCCGCCACCGCCCCUCCCGCACCCUUCUUCGUCGACCCCACCACCUACGCCCGCUACGAAUGGCUCGCCACAUCCACCCCGCAACUCGUCCGCCUCGCCCACGAGGGCGUGCACGGCGUCGGCGUGCCGUGGACGCGGGCUGGGCGGAGUGUGCCUGUCACGGUGCGCAAGGCGACGCCCGUCCCGACGCCGGCGCCGACUGUGCCUACGACGCCUACGAUUGCGAGUGCUGCUGCUGCUGCUGCUGCUGCUGCUGCUGCUGCUAACAGCGGUGGUGGUGCCGGUGUAAGUGGUGGUAUGAGUGGUGGUGAAAAGGCGGCGGCGACGGCGGGGGCGGCUGCUGCUACGUCUACGUCUAGCACUAGUGGUGGCCUCGCCGUCUUCGACCUCUCUGACCCUAAGCAUCCGCGCCUCGCGCCGCCGCCGCCGCCGAGGCCGAAGGUGAAGGCUAAGCCGAAGGAGAAGGUGAAGGUGAAGCCGCUGCCGAAGAAGCCGCCGAUGCUGGAGGUGCCGUUGGCAUCGGGGGCGGUUGGUGGUGGAGGUGGUCUGGGUGGAGCGGCAGCGGGAGCGGAGGGCGCGGCAGGAAGCAGCGGCGGCGCAGGUGCUAGCGCCGGCGACGUAGAGAUGCGGAUACGCCCGCUCUCGUCAUCUCAGCAGCCGAAGUUGCUACCACAAAUCCGGCUGCGCGAAGUCAGCGGCUCCGAGUCGUCGGAGAACACGGCCGUCGGGGAGGGCGAUGCGCUUGGUCCUGGUCUCGGCCUCGGCGUCAACCUUGGGAGUAGCAGCAGCGGUGCGGAUGUUGGUGGUGGUGGUGGUGGUGGCGGGGAUAUUGUCGUUGCCGCUAGUAGUAGCAGUACCACUGCUGCUGCCGCCGCUGCUGCCGCCGCUCUUGCCGCUGCUGUCGCUGGUACUAGUACUAUUGGUGGUCAGGACAGGGAAAAAAGGGAGAAAGAGAGGCAGGAGAGGGCAGAGGAGCGGCGGAGGGAACGCGAGAGGGAGGACGAGCUGCUGCGCGAGCCGCUGUUGCCGGAUUACGAGAAUUGGCCGCUGCCGCCGAGCGGGUCGCUGACGCCGACGCUGCCCGGCGGGGGCGGCGAGGGGGAAGGGGGGAGAAAGGAGGGGGGUAGUGCGGUUGAAGGUUCAGCGGCGGCGGGGGCGGGGGCGUCGGUGCCGCGGUCGGGUAGCAGCGAUGCUUUGCAGGUGAAGAAGAAGCGGUUAAGUCCGGCUUUUUUGUAG
Messenger RNA from Lasiodiplodia theobromae, 3147 nucleotides. RefSeq lists its product as uncharacterized. The record is from RefSeq and is a predicted model, not a curated record. The transcript is spliced from 3 exons. Bases 1 to 3147 code for a protein of 1048 amino acids. Lineage: Eukaryota; Fungi; Ascomycota; Dothideomycetes; Botryosphaeriales; Botryosphaeriaceae.